GCUGCGUUUGCGCCUGGGCACCCCGCUUCUCAGACGCCUCAGCUUCUCUGGGACUAAGAGGCGGCCACCCCGCGCUGGGACUGGGACUGUAGCGCAAAGGAAACUGAGGCGGGAGGUCGGCCCGGGAGGCUGCCUGGCGGAGGCGGCGCCGGCUCCGAGUGGGCGGGGCUUCCCUGGCGCCGCCCCCAACCGCCCCCGCCCCGAGCGCUCCGCUCCGGCUCGCGGCCAGGCGCGCGGCCGCCAGUGCUGCCGGCUGCGGGCCAUGGACGCCCCCGGGGCCCCGGCCCCGACCCCCGCCCCGGGCCCGGGCAGGAAGGAGCUGAAGAUCGUGAUCGUGGGCGACGGCGGCUGCGGCAAGACCUCGCUGCUCAUGGUGUACAGCCAGGGCGCCUUCCCCGAGCACUACGCCCCGUCGGUGUUCGAGAAGUACACGGCCAGCGUGACCGUGGGCAGCAAGGAGGUGACCCUGAACCUCUACGACACGGCCGGCCAGGAAGACUACGACCGGCUGCGGCCCCUGUCCUACCAGAACACGCACCUCGUGCUCAUCUGCUACGAUGUCAUGAACCCCACCAGCUACGACAACGUCCUUAUCAAGUGGUUCCCUGAGGUCACGCAUUUCUGCCGUGGGACCCCCAUGGUGCUCAUUGGCUGCAAGACAGACCUGCGGAAGGACAAGGAGCAGCUGCGGAGACUCCGGGCCGCCCAGCUGGAGCCCAUCACCUACACGCAGGGCCUAAGCGCCUGCGAACAGAUGCGAGCUGCACUCUACCUGGAAUGUUCCGCCAAGUUUCGGGAGAACGUGGAGGACGUCUUCCGAGAGGCGGCCAAGGUGGCCCUGAGCGCUCUGAAGAAAGCACAGCGGCAGAAAAAACGCCGGCUCUGCCUGCUGCUCUGAUCCCCGAGCGUGUGGCCUUCGUGACAGCACUGACAGGGCCGGGCCCCCAGGCCCAGACUGCCGGGAUCCUGCUGCACCUCCGGCGACUCUCCUGCACCUGCCGUCUGGGGCCUGCAGCUAGACUUUUGGAACAUUCUGGAACUCUCUCCUUUCCCAGCUGGGGCUCUGACCACAAGCUCAGCUCCAGGCUUACACUGGAUCGUGGUAGUGAUGAGGGUUCUGGAUCCUCUUCCCUUUGUACCCCGGAGCCAGCGUUUGUCCCUAGGCCCCGGGAGUGCACCCAUCCCAGCCUGCGCCAGCCACGUGUGCACCCCGUUGCAGACCCGACUUAUGCUUAAAAGUAAAUCCACAUCUGGGAGUGGGCGCAUGUGGGUCUGGCGUCGCUCCACACGGGCACCCCGCCGCUCCUGCCACCCGCCUGCCUGGGCUCCCGAGAUAGCCACGGCUGCAUCCUCCAGCUUUUCCUUCCUUCCCACGGGAACUCGGGGCAUGGCGGGGCCGGGCGUAUCGGGAGAACACAGGCAGCAGCCCGGAUGAGGGCCUGGCACAACCCCCAGCCCCCGCUGCCCCACAUGGAAGACGUCAGCCUCGGGCUUCGGCUUGGCCACCACCCCUGCGGAGCUGGGGGUGGGUGCACUGGGGGAGAGGACAAGGUCUCUGAGCAGUGAGACCUACACCCUGUACCGGCCGUCCGCCCGCCAUGCGAGGUCUCGUCCAACCCCCCAGUGUCGGAGACUCAGUGGAAAAUGCCAUCAGCUCUUUGUGUGAUCUUGGGCAAGUCUGUUCCCUCUAGAAUGUCCUCACCUGCAACACGACAGGAUUGGCUCAUUUAAACAGUCGCCCAGCUACCUACCUGUUGUCCCUCACAGCCUCCGCUUCUGUCAGAACAAGACAUCCUGGAGCCUCGACCAUCCUGGCCUCCUUUGAGAACUGACAUGAUCAACCCCCUGCGCCUGCAAGAUGGCUUCUCAAAACUGGUCCACAGACUGCCCUGUGAGCAACAGCCAAACACCUGAGCCCGGAACUUCCUGGCAGCUCUGGGGUCCGGGAGCUAGGACUGUUUGAACAAGUGCCCCAGGUGAUUCUAAUGCCCACCAGAGACCGAGAGCUGGCCCUGCUGGAGUGAGCCUUAGAGUCGGUGUUGCCUAAGGUGGGAUAAUGGCUUUAGGUGGCAUCCGCCCUCCCCACCAUCUCCUGCCUCAGCCCUCCUUGCACAGAGCUGGGGCCUCAACUAAACCUGAGCUUUUCAGAAGUCAGGCUGCCAAGGGAGGAGACUGAACCCCACCCCAGCUGGGUUCCCCAAGGCCCUGCCGUCCCAUGGGGAAUCAACCAAGGACCUGUUGUUCUGGAAGAAUCCAAGGCCUUGUGGACAGAUGAUGGUCUAAGGGAAAAGUCAGCAAACUACAGUCUAUGGGCCACAUCUGGCUAUGGCCUGUUUUUGUAAAUAAAGUUUUAUUGGAACACA
This is a messenger RNA of Microcebus murinus (gray mouse lemur), 2363 nucleotides long. RefSeq names its product ras homolog family member F, filopodia associated (gene RHOF). Gene Ontology annotation, molecular function: GTP binding; GTPase activity. NCBI's taxonomy places the organism in Eukaryota, Metazoa, Chordata, Mammalia, Primates, Cheirogaleidae. The record is from RefSeq and is a predicted model, not a curated record. Gene Ontology annotation, biological process: small GTPase-mediated signal transduction.